CUGACAGAGAAGUCAGUUUAUGUUUUAUGCUUAUUUAAUCAUUUUUAUUAAUGUAUGUUAAAUAACUUUUCAUUUGAAACUGCUUUACCAGUGCUGUUUGAAUAGAGACUUUUAUUAUGAAAAAGGCUCAAAGUGACUCAGGAAGAAAAGAUGUCUGCAGCACCACAUGGAAGAUGAAGCUUUUCUAUGUUUAAAUGUUUAUAUUUUAUCCAUCUGGAGUUAAAAAGGCCAUCAGAUGCAAGAUUAAGUUCUCCUUUUGGUAAUAAGCAGCCAAUGAAUUCUCACGGCAUUCUAAGUUGGAAGCAGUCAAUAAAUAGCCUGUCAUCAGAGAAUCCUUGUGCUCGUGAAAUUACUGGGGGGAGCUACAGUGAGAAUUCAUCUGCUCUUCACGGGUAGAAGAAGAAAAGUUUCCAAGCAGCAGUCUACAAAGUAUUAAGUUAACUCCAAGUUCCAUAAUUCUGCAUUCUACAACUACUGCAUACUCCGGUAAUCAAGAAACUAGAGACAUGUACAUCCAAAGAGUUUAAAGGCAUUGUCAAGUUAAGGCCAACAAGAAGAUAAGCACAACCAAGUUUAAGUUAAGGUGCUUAAAGUGGACUUAUUUUGUCAUUUGCUGAAAGGAGACUCUUUAACUGUGCAGUGCAGUGUUUAAAGAAGUGCUGAUGUUAUAUACUUACCGGUUUAAGUGUAAGUAAUUGUGGUUCAGGAAUCAAGCUGUAAAUAAGAUAAUAAUUGUGAAGAAUAGCAAAGUGCAAAGCCUACAAAUAACCUAAUCUAAGUGUUGCUAAAUUUCUGUUGAUUGAACUGUUAAAGUACCACUUUAACUAGAGUUAAUAAUCUAAAUUCCCAAGUUCAGUAUGAUUUAUGUUUCAUAUGCAAUUUGUCAACUAUAGUAGUCAUUAUAACUAAGAGAUACAGAAAAUGGCAGAGGGUGGUCAGUCUGCUAAAGGUGCCAAAGAUGAUAUAACAGAGACUGUGCAAUCACAGCAGCAGUUAGAAUCCCAAGAAUGUGUAGACACACAAAUAUCAGUAGCUGUUGAUAAUACAACAGAACAAAAGCCACGAAGAAGUCAAAGAGCACGCAAGUUUACAGAGAAAGGCAGAGAAUUACAUGUUGAGAAGCUUACUAAGCUUGAAAAUCACUUUCAAAGUUCUUAUGAGAAAUGGAAGGCUACUGCUAGAAAUGCUAGACAAAGACUGAUGGGCCGUCUUUCUAAUGACAUACUUCAAAGCCUCAUAGAUACCAUCAGUGAUGCUUCAAAGGAUGUAGAUACUGCUUAUGUUGACUUACGGCAAAAUGUAAGCCCAGACAGUGACAUUCGCCGCAGAGUAGACACAUGUGUUGCAGUCACAAAAAUGAUUGUUGAAUCUGCAUGGAGCCGUCUCGGUGAGGAAGCUGAGGGUCAAGAUCUUCUUAGACCAGAAGCAUGCUGUAUUGAUACAGGUUCAGUGUUCUCAUCCAUAGCCUCCAAAUCAAGUCAUGGACAUUCCAGGUCCUUUUCUCAGUCUGUGAACAAUUCAAGUGUGUGCUCCAGAGGUUCAAGUUUGUCUUCUGCUAAGAAACAAGAGGCUGCUGCAGAAAUUGCUGCAACAAAAGCAACUUUGGAAAUAUUACAGCAACAAGAGCAUGAACUGGAAGAACUUCAAAGACUUGAGGCUGAAGAUAAAAAGAGAGUAGCAGAACAAGAAGCUGAAGCAUUGAAGCGACGACUAGAAAGAGAAGAAGAAGAAGCACGGCUACGUGUUAAGAUUGAAGCUGAAAAUGCUGCUAGACGGAAAGCAUUGGAAGACAAGCACAGAGAGCUUGAGCGCUUGGAGACACUAAAAAGGUUAAAUGCUGCAAAAGCACGAAUGCAAGUUUAUGAGCAGACCAAAGACUCCAAGGAAGAAACAAGAGAGCUACUUCGUGACUGCACAUCUGUAAUAAAGAAUAUACCAAAGUUAAGCAGCUCCGUGUUACAGAGCAUACCUCCACAGGAAAGUGUGACCAAAUCACAUCAAGAAGAAUGUACUGCAGAUCUUGUUAGGGUGUUAGCAGAGUCUAUUAGCUCAAGUCGUCUUCCUAUACCUGAACCUGCAACAUUCUAUGGAGACCCUCUCAGAUUUAGUGACUGGAAAAUCUCGUUUCAAACUCUGAUUGACAGAAAAAACAUACCAGUGAAUGAGAAGCUUUACUACUUACGCAAGUACGUGGAAGGAUCAGCUAAGAAGGCCAUUGAAAGUUACUUCCUGUUAGGCACAGAGUCAGCAUAUCAUGCAGCAUGGGCUGUACUAGAAGAAAGAUAUAGAAACCAAUUUGUUAUUGCUAAAGCCUUCAGAGACAAGCUUAAUUCAUGGCCAAAGAUUGGUUCCAAGGACAGUGUUGAGCUGAGAGAAUUUACUGACUUUCUCAGAGGCUGUGAAGCCGCUAUGUCGCAGAUUAAAAGCCUUGAAGUCCUUAAUGAUUGUAAUGAGAACCAGAAAAUCCUUUCCAAACUUUCUGAUUGGUUAGCCUCAAUGUGGAAUCGUCAGGUCAUAGAAAUUGAAGAAGAAACUAAGACAUUUCCUACCUUCAGUAAGUUUGUAAAGUUUCUAACACGAGAAGCUAAAAUUGCUUGCAACCCAGUGACAUCACUUCAUGCACUGAAGUCUAAUGAGGUUGGAAAGGGAAAGGUUUCAAGAAAUCAAGACACUAGAGCAAAAGUGUUAACAGUCCAGUCCAGUGAGAGAGCAGAUGCUUCAAAAUGUGCCUUCUGUGAGAGAUCAGGACAUGGUAUACACAAAUGUCGUAAGUUUAUGGAGAAAAAUGUUGCAGAGCGAAUCAAGUUUGUUCAAAUGAGCAAGUUAUGUUUUGGAUGUUUAAAACCUGGUCAUCGCUCAAAGCACUGUGAAAAUAGAAGUGCAUGUGAGAAGUGCCAGAAGAAACACCCCUCAUGUCUACAUGAGGAUCGUACCAAAGAAGCAAAGAGGACCCCACAAUCAGAUCAGUCAAAGGACAAGUUGAUGGAAAGAAAACCAGAUUCAAUGCAAAUGAAAGAGACCACAAGUGAAGCAACAUCCAACCGUGUAAUACAGGAUGUGAUUAACACUCAUACCUCUACAAUUGUACCAGUAUGGGUCUCUACUACCAAUGAACCAAAUCAUGAAGUUCUGGUUUACGCACUUCUAGAUACCCAGAGUGAUACAACCUUCAUCCUGGAGGAAAUAGCUCAAGCUCUUGACACUAAAAAAGAAGCUGUGCAGCUGAAGCUCUCAACGAUGGUCUCCAAGAGCACCAUUGUUCCAUGCCAGAGGGUAACUGGUUUAAUGGUGAGAGGAUUUUAUUCAGAUAAGAAGAUUGCGCUGCCAGUAACCUAUUCAAGAGAGUUUAUCCCUGCAAACAGAACUCACAUUCCUACACCAAAAACUGCAAAAGUGUGGCCUCAUCUAAUGCACAUAGCUGAGAAGAUUGCUCCUCAACAAGUUUGUGAUAUUGGCCUUCUGAUUGGCUACAAUUGCCCUCAAGCUCUCCUUCCUAGAAAAAUAGUGUCUGGUGAAGAAAAUCAGCCAUUUGCCCAAAAAACAGAUCUAGGCUGGAGCAUUGUUGGCUGUGGAAAUCCCUCUGUAGACUACGGGGAUGCUAUUGGAGUGAGUCAUCACAUCAUAAUGAAACAAGUAAUACCAAGUCUACAGUCUUCUCUCAAUCUUAAAGGGGAAGUUCAUUACAUCUGUAGAACACAAAUUAAAGAAAUCAUUACUCCACCAAAUGUCAUCAAAGCUCUUGAGUCUGACUUCAAUGAAAAGGUGGCAGAGGACAGUCGCAUUUCUCAAGAAGACCUACGUUUUCUGUCAAAAAUGAAAACAAGCAUCAGACAGAAAGAAGAUGGUCAUUAUGAAAUGCCUUUGCCUUUCAAAGAAGACAGACCAAACUUGCCCAAUAAUAAAGGAUGUGCUAUCCAUCGCCUAAAAUGCUUGGAAAAAAGGCUUAAAAGAAAUGAAAAAUAUUAUAGAGACUAUGUGGACUUUAUGAAUGAGACAAUUGCUCGAGGAGAUGCUGAGAAAGUCCCAGCUGAAGAAGCUGACAAGAACCCUGCUUGGUACAUUCCCCAUCAUGGGGUUUACCAUCCUCAAAAACCUGAGAAGAUCCGUGUAGUAUUUGAUUGCUCAGCAAAGUUCCAAGGUACAUCCCUUAAUGACCAUUUGUUAGUUGGUCCAGAGUUAACAAACACCCUUGUAGGUGUUCUCUGUCGUUUCCGAAAGGGUCCGGUGGCAAUCAUGUGCGAUGUAGAGCGCAUGUUUCACCAAUUCCAUGUGAAGGAACAAGAUCAAGACUACUUACGGUUUCUCUGGUGGGAGAAAGGAGAUCUAGAAUCCCAGCCGCAGAUCUAUAGGAUGAAAGUACACCUCUUUGGUGCAGCCUCCUCACCCGGGUGUGCCAACUACGGCCUCAAGCAUAUUGCCGCUCAAGGUAAUGGCAGCUUCAGCGAAACCUCCAUUCGAUUUAUAGAAAGGAAUUUCUAUGUCGAUGACGGAUUGACAAGUGUUUCAACUGUGGAUGAAGCUGUCAAGCUGAUAAAGGAAGCAAGGGAACUUUGUAGCACAGGAAGGCUUCAUUUGCAUAAAUUUGUAUCAAACAGUCAAGAAGUGAAAGCAUCUAUUCCGCAGAAAGAAUGUGCACAGAGUGCUAUAGAUCAUGACUUGGCUUUGGGUGAGCUUCAAAUGGAAAGGGCGCUUGGUGUGAAAUGGUGCAUCAGAUCUGAUAGCUUCCAGUUCAGAAUAUUCAUUAAGGAACAACCCCUCACCAGAAGAGGAGUUCUGUCCACUGUGGCAUCUUUGUAUGACCCACUUGGCUUUGCAGCACCCUUUAUCCUUGUUGGUAAACAAAUACUACAACAGAUGUGUCAAGAUAAAGCUGGUUGGGAUGAACCACUUAAGGAUAAUUUGAGACCAAAGUGGGAAGCUUGGCUUUCAGAUUUACAACAAUUGGCUGAUGUGAAGAUCCCGCGAUGUUAUCUACCGUCAACCUUUCAGGAAGUUCGGCGUUAUGAGCUUCAUCAUUUCUCUGAUGCUAGUGCAUCUGGAUAUGGAGAAUGCACAUAUCUCAAAGCCAUUGAUACAUCAGGAAAUGUUCAUUGUUCCUUGGUUAUGGGCAAAGCCAGAGUUGCUCCUACUAAGAUUACAACAAUACCAAGGCUGGAGUUAUCAGCGGCAGUAGUUGCUGUACAAACAAGUGACUUGCUCAGGAAAGAGCUUGAGAUAAACAACCUAGAUGAGUACUUCUGGACAGACUCAAGGGUUGUCCUUGGGUAUAUUAAUAAUGAUGCAAAGAGAUUUCAUGUCUUUGUAGCAAACCGCGUUCAACGCAUUAAACAAAGUACCGAUGCAAAACAAUGGAGAUAUGUGACUUCUGAAGAAAACCCUGCGGAUUAUGCAUCCAGAGGCCUUACAGCAGAAGAACUCAUAUCCUCCAACUGGUUUACAGGACCAAAAUUUCUGUGGCAAGAGGAAUUGCCCAGAGAUGUCAAGGUGGAAGAGAUCGUAGACAAUGACCCAGAGUUGAGAAAAGCUCAAGUUCACAAAACUCAAACAAAGGAAGAAAGUUCAUUGCUGGAUAGACUUCAAAAGUUUUCGGAUUGGUCAAGAGUGAUAAAAGCUAUUGCAAGACUUCAGCGACGUGCCAAGGAACUCAAAGAUGUAAGUCCAAGAGUUAAUGAAGCCACCAGUAUUGAAGAAAGAAAGAAUGCAGAGCUUACCAUAAUCAAAAUGGUCCAACAAUCAGCAUUUUAUGAUGAGAUCCAGAGACUCCAACAACAGAAGGAGAUUGACUCCAACAACAGCACAAACAAACUGCAUCACCUGAAUCCCUUCUUAGACGAGCAUGGUAUCCUCAGGGUGGGAGGUCGCUUAGCACAUGCUGCGUUACACCCACAUGUAAAACAUCCAGCAAUACUCCCACAACAUAGUCAUAUAUCAUUGUUACUCAUCAAACAUUAUCAUGAACGAGUGUAUCACCAGGGAAGAGGAAUGACAAUUAAUGAGCUGCGAUCAAAUGGUUACUGGAUUGUGGGAUGCAGCAAAGUAGUGUCUUCAUAUAUCUACAAAUGCACUAGGUGCAGGAAAUUCAGAAGAGGCACUGAAGAGCAAAAGAUGGCGAAUCUUCCUCCAGAACGCAUGGAAGCAACCCCACCUUUCACAUACUGUGGGAUGGACUGUUUCGGUCCUUUCUACAUCAAAGAAGGAAGAAAGGAGCUGAAGCGCUAUGGGCUUCUAUUUACAUGUAUGUGUUCCAGGGCUGUACAUGUAGAAAUGUUGGAUGAUUUGUCCACUGAUGCAUUCAUUAAUGCUUUGCGUGCUUUCAUUGCCAUACGUGGACCAGUGCGUCAACUUAGAUCGGACCAGGGCACUAAUUUUGUUGGUGCAAGACGAGAAUUUGCUGAAGCACUAAAAGAAAUGAAUAAAGAAUGCCUAAAGGAGUUCGGCUGUGAGUUCGUCAUGAACACCCCAUCAGCCAGUCACAUGGGUGGCAUUUGGGAGAGGCAAAUAAGAACAAUAAGAAGUGUCUUGACAUCCAUCCUGGAUCAAUCGGCUCAAAGGCUUGAUAGUGCCUCUCUAAGAACAUUUCUCUAUGAAGUCAUGGCUGUUGUCAAUAGCAGACCUUUAACCACAGAGUAUCUGAAUGAUUCAUCAGGUCCGCAACCACUUACACCUAACCAUAUCUUGACGAUGAAGUCUUCGGUAAUUUUGCCACCACCUGGAGAGUUUGUCAAGGAAGACAUCUACCUACGCAAGAGAUGGCGAAGGGUCCAGUAUUUAGCAAAUGUAUUCUGGUCACGAUGGAGAAAAGAGUAUCUUCUGAACCUCCAAAACAGGCAGAAAUGGCACAAAUGCAAAGGUCAAUGACAUCGUCAUUCUCAAAGAUGACACUGCUCCACGCUGUCAAUGGAAGUUAGCGAAGGUAACAGAAGUACACAGCAGUACAGAUGGCUGUGUGAGAACAGUGAAGUUAUUGAUCAGUGAUUCGACACUAGAUAACAAGGGCAAACGUGUUACUAAACUGACUUACCUUGAAAGGCCCAUCCAGAAAAUAGUUACCCUGAUUGAAGCAGAUUAAGAGCUUACCUUGUGUCUACCAUUCCUUGGGAUUCUAGGUCAUAAUAUUUGACCAAAGGUUAUGUUACUGAGUUACAAAAGUCACAAGAAAGUGCUUUGGUGGGAGUGUAACUGACAGAGAAGUCAGUUUAUGUUUUAUGCUUAUUUAAUCAUUUUUAUUAAUGUAUGUUAAAUAACUUUUCAUUUGAAACUGCUUUACCAGUGCUGUUUGAAUAGAGACUUUUAUUAUGAAAAAGGCUCAAAGUGACUCAGGAAGAAAAGAUGUCUGCAGCACCACAUGGAAGAUGAAGCUUUUCUAUGUUUAAAUGUUUAUAUUUUAUCCAUCUGGAGUUAAAAAGGCCAUCAGAUGCAAGAUUAAGUUCUCCUUUUGGUAAUAAGCAGCCAAUGAAGUAAGUUUUCAUUUAUAUUGUAUGUGAUUGAUGUGGAUUGUUUGCUAUCUGGAAAAGAGCAAUAUCUGUGCAAAGACUAUAGUUGUGCUGUUUAAAUUGAAUUUAACUCUGUUAAAAGUGUUACAAAGACAAAGUUUAUUUGUUUUAUUUAUUUAUGUCUUUAUACAGUCUUUAUUUUAACUUUAUUUUUUGUGUAUUUAGUUCUCACGGCAUUCUAAGUUGGAAGCAGUCAAUAAAUAGCCUGUCAUCAGAGAAUCCUUGUGCUCGUGAAAUUACUGGGGGGAG
Molecule: messenger RNA, 7742 nt
Organism: Misgurnus anguillicaudatus (oriental weatherfish)
Lineage: Eukaryota; Metazoa; Chordata; Actinopteri; Cypriniformes; Cobitidae
Source: RefSeq, a predicted model, not a curated record